AUGGAGCUGUUCGCGGCCUACCAGGACCCCACCAAGCUGCCAGGCAAGCUCAGCUCCCGCCUGGUCAUCGCCCUGACGGAGAUCAGGAACAAGAGUAUCGCGGGCGGCGUCAACAAUUCAGGCUACGAGUUCGGCCCGUUCGGCAUCCCCAACGCUCCGUCCAUCAAGGACCCCGAGGUCCGCAAGCAGAAGCUGAACGCCGAGAUCGCGAACGGCCGAUUGGCGAUGGUGGCGAUUAUGGGCCUCAUGUUCCAGAACGGCACCGUGGGCACCACUGGUCCAGAGAUGUGGCUGGGCGCGAGUGCCUUCGAGAACGAGCUAGGCGUGCAGCCGCCCACGGGAUUUUGGGACCCUGCGGGCUACUGCUCCGACGGAGACGCCCAGGAGUUCUACCGGCGCCGCUGCGUGGAGAUCAAGCAUGGCCGCGUGAGCAUGAUCGCGUGCAUCGGCUACAUCGUGCCCGAGUAUUUCAAGUGGCCCGGCUACCUCAGUCCCUCCGACGGCAUCAAGUUCGCCGACGUCCCCCACGGCCUGGACGCCAUCACGCGGGUGCCCGCCGUGGGUUGGUUCCAGAUCGUGCUCUUUGGCCUGUCUAUGGAGCUGUUCGCGGCCUACCAGGACCCCACCAAGCUGCCAGGCAAGCUCAGCUCCCGCCUGGUCAUCGCCCUGACGGAGAUCAGGAACAAGAGUAUCGCGGGCGGCGUCAACAACUCAGGCUACGAGUUCGGCCCGUUCGGCAUCCCCAACGCUCCGUCCAUCAAGGACCCCGAGGUCCGCAAGCAGAAGCUCAACGCCGAGAUCGCGAACGGCCGAUUGGCGAUGGUGGCGAUCAUGGGCCUCAUGUUCCAGAACGGCACCGUGGGCACCACUGGUCCGGAGAUGUGGCUGGGCGCGAGUGCCUUCGAGAACGAGUUGGGCGUGCAGCCGCCCACUGGAUUCUGGGACCCUGCGGGCUACUGCUCCGACGGAGACGCCCAGGAGUUCUACCGGCGCCGCUGCGUGGAGAUCAAGCAUGGCCGCGUGAGCAUGAUCGCGUGCAUCGGCUACAUAGUGCCUGAGUACUUCAAGUGGCCCGGCUACCUCAGCCCCUCCGACGGCAUCAAGUUCGCCGACGUCCCCCACGGCCUGGACGCCAUCACGCGCGUGCCCGCCGUGGGUUGGUUCCAGAUCGUGCUCUUCGGCCUGUCCAUGGAGCUGUUCGCGGCCUACCAGGACCCCACUAAGCUGCCAGGCAAGCUCAGCUCCCGCCUGGUCAUCGCCCUGACGGAGAUCAGGAACAAGAGUAUCGCGGGCGGCGUCAACAACUCAGGCUACGAGUUCGGCCCGUUCGGCAUCCCCAACGCUCCGUCCAUCAAGGACCCCGAGGUCCGCAAGCAGAAGCUCAACGCCGAGAUCGCGAACGGCCGAUUGGCGAUGGUGGCGAUCAUGGGCCUCAUGUUCCAGAACGGCACCGUGGGCACCACUGGUCCGGAGAUGUGGCUGGGCGCGAGUGCCUUCGAGAACGAGCUGGGCGUGCAGCCGCCCACGGGAUUCUGGGACCCUGCGGGCUACUGCUCCGACGGAGACGCCCAGGAGUUCUACCGGCGCCGCUGCGUGGAGAUCAAGCAUGGCCGCGUGAGCAUGAUCGCGUGCAUCGGCUACAUAGUGCCUGAGUACUUCAAGUGGCCCGGCUACCUCAGCCCUUCCGACGGCAUCAAGUUCGCCGACGUCCCCCACGGCCUGGACGCCAUCACGCGCGUGCCCGCCGUGGGUUGGUUCCAGAUCGUGCUCUUCGGCCUGUCCAUGGAGCUGUUCGCGGCCUACCAGGACCCCACUAAGCUGCCAGGCAAGCUCAGCUCCCGCCUGGUCAUCGCCCUGACGGAGAUCAGGAACAAGAGUAUCGCGGGCGGCGUCAACAACUCAGGCUACGAGUUCGGCCCGUUCGGCAUCCCCAACGCUCCGUCCAUCAAGGACCCCGAGGUCCGCAAGCAGAAGCUCAACGCCGAGAUCGCGAACGGCCGAUUGGCGAUGGUGGCGAUCAUGGGCCUCAUGUUCCAGAACGGCACCGUGGGCACCACUGGUCCGGAGAUGUGGCUGGGCGCGAGUGCCUUCGAGAACGAGCUGGGCGUGCAGCCGCCCACGGGAUUCUGGGACCCUGCGGGCUACUGCUCCGACGGAGACGCCCAGGAGUUCUACCGGCGCCGCUGCGUGGAGAUCAAGCAUGGCCGCGUGAGCAUGAUCGCGUGCAUCGGCUACAUAGUGCCCGAGUACUUCAAGUGGCCCGGCUACCUCAGCCCCUCCGACGGCAUCAAGUUCGCCGACGUCCCCCACGGCCUGGACGCCAUCACGCGCGUGCCCGCCGUGGGUUGGUUCCAGAUCGUGCUCUUUGGCCUGUCCAUGGAGCUGUUCGCGGCCUACCAGGACCCCACCAAGCUGCCGGGCAAGCUCAGCUCCCGCCUGGUCAUCGCCCUGACGGAGAUCAGGAACAAGAGUAUCGCGGGCGGCGUCAACAACUCGGGCUACGAGUUCGGCCCGUUCGGCAUCCCCAACGCUCCGUCCAUCAAGGACCCCGAGGUCCGCAAGCAGAAGCUCAACGCCGAGAUCGCGAACGGCCGAUUGGCGAUGGUGGCGAUCAUGGGCCUCAUGUUCCAGAACGGCACCGUGGGCACCACCGGUCCGGAGAUGUGGCUGGGCGCGAGUGCCUUCGAGAACGAGCUGGGCGUGCAGCCGCCCACGGGAUUCUGGGACCCUGCGGGCUACUGCUCCGACGGAGACGCCCAGGAGUUCUACCGGCGCCGCUGCGUGGAGAUCAAGCAUGGCCGCGUGAGCAUGAUCGCGUGCAUCGGCUACAUAGUGCCUGAGUACUUCAAGUGGCCCGGCUACCUCAGCCCCUCCGACGGCAUCAAGUUCGCCGACGUCCCCCACGGCCUGGACGCCAUCACGCGGGUGCCCGCCGUGGGUUGGUUCCAGAUCGUGCUUUUCGGCCUGUCCAUGGAGCUGUUCGCGGCAUACCAGGACCCCACCAAGCUGCCAGGCAAGCUCAGCUCCCGCCUGGUCAUCGCCCUGACGGAGAUCAGGAACAAGAGUAUCGCGGGCGGCGUCAACAACUCGGGCUACGAGUUCGGCCCGUUCGGCAUCCCCAACGCUCCGUCCAUCAAGGACCCCGAGGUCCGCAAGCAGAAGCUCAACGCCGAGAUCGCGAACGGCCGAUUGGCGAUGGUGGCGAUCAUGGGCCUCAUGUUCCAGAACGGCACCGUGGGCACCACCGGUCCGGAGAUGUGGCUGGGCGCGAGCGCCUUCGAGGCCCGGCGAGCUUGA
Messenger RNA from Prorocentrum cordatum, 3297 nucleotides. The record is from the annotation of a GenBank genome assembly. Lineage: Eukaryota; Dinophyceae; Prorocentrales; Prorocentraceae.